Molecule: messenger RNA, 507 nt
Organism: Metarhizium brunneum ARSEF 3297
Lineage: Eukaryota; Fungi; Ascomycota; Sordariomycetes; Hypocreales; Clavicipitaceae
Molecular function (GO): fatty acyl-CoA hydrolase activity
Source: RefSeq, a predicted model, not a curated record
AUGACCCUCUCCUCCACGAGCAACGAAACGUCGUUGCAAGACAGCACCGCCGCCGCCGACGCCGCGCGGACCGCAAAAGUCCACGCCCUAACACAGAACCUCCUCUCCAAAUCGCCCAUCUACGGCCUCAUCCUCGCCGACAUCCAACUCGCCGCCGUCGCCGCCGGCACCGUCACGCUCCGGCUCACCCUCUCGGCCACGCACCUCAACAGCAAGGGCGGCCUCCACGGCGCCGUCAGCGCCACCGUGGUUGACUUCGCCACCGGGCUGGCCAUCUGCGCGCACGACCUGCGCGAGAGGACGGGCGCCUCGGUCGACAUGCACCUCACGUUCCUGUCGACCGCCGCCGCCGGCGACACGGUGCUCAUCCGCAGCACUGCCGAGCGCGUAGGCGGCAGUCUGGCCUUUGUCAGCGUCGCCAUCAACAAGCUGGGCGAGGACGGCUCCGAGACCCCCGUCACUCGGGCCCGGCAUACCAAAUACGUUCGUGGGACAAAGGAGCCGUAG